UACCAGUCGAGCUGAGUCGAGCGCAAGUCGGCCGGAGAGUGGUGGCAAAUUGCGGGGUUGUGUGGUAGCGUACCGAUGAAGGUGUGAACGCAACUACAAAUCCAUGCCGCGUUUGGAACGUAUGCGGGGGCACGUUGUACGUGUGUCGGCAGCGGUGGCAGCAGCAGCAUCAGCUGCAGGGAGCGUUCGUUCAACCUCAACGUGUGACAGUGCCAGAGAAAAUGGCGGAGUGUCCGGUGCGGUGGUAGCAGUACUGCUCUAACCAAGGUGGUACCAUAGUGGCCAAUACAAGGCCAAUAGUGGCCAUCGGUAGGGAGGCAGGACGCGAGGAUAUGGAGCACGCGGUCACGUCGACGACGAGACGUCGUGGGCAUCAGCAUCAUCCACGACAUGCAACACGAAGACGUGUUGACAUUUCCAGCAGAGGACCCGCGCAGUGUGGCCCUGCUGGAACAACCGCAAUAACAACAGAUGACACCGCUGAUUCCAAGUCUACGAUCCCUCCAAUUACCACUUGCGUGACAACCACAACGUCACCACCACCACACGAGGAACAUAACCUCACCUCUGUCCUCGUGUCACCCCGGCGAUUGCCACAUUUACGAAAGGUACCAGAAACGACUUGGUCCAAUGACGAUUUCACCGAUGCAAAUCUACAAUCUAAACACAGCUUAGAAAUUAAGACACCACCUGCUGAUCUAAAAAAUAACGUCCAAAAAAGGCCCGCGCAGUGUGGCCAGGACGUUAAGAAAGACAGUCGAAGAAAGUUGAAGAAAAAUGAGGAUCUGGAGGAAGUAUCUCGGAUAGAGGAGUCGAAAUUAGAGAUCCGAGGUAGCCCUGAACCUGAGCACGCGGACGCGAGGGUUCGGGGAGAUGGUAACUCUGAUGACGAAUCUGUCAACGUCGAGGAGGAUCCGGAACUUGCUGAACUCGCCAGAUUACGAUGCCCCAGCGAAAGAACUGAGGUCGAGGCUGAAAGAGAGGCUAGAAGAAGGAAAAGAUGUGCCGAUUAUCCUGGAUUGGCGUUUGGAAGCUCUAUUUUUUCGAGCGAUACCAUGAUGAAGUUCAGUCUGAUAAAGAAUGAACUAGCAAAUAUUACCGGCAAUCAGCUUAAAAGGGCUGAGUCCGAGGUCGCUGCCCUGAACCGUCGUAUCCAGCUUUUGGAGGAGGACCUCGAAAGAUCAGAAGAGCGCCUUGCCACCGCCACUGCCAAAUUGGCGGAGGCAUCUCAGGCUGCCGAUGAGAGUGAACGCGCCCGCAAGAUCCUUGAGAACCGCAGCUUGGCAGACGAAGAGCGUAUGGACGCCUUGGAAAAUCAACUGAAAGAGGCCAGGUUCCUCGCCGAGGAAGCCGACAAGAAAUACGAUGAGGUUGCCCGGAAGCUAGUCAUGAUGGAGCAGGAUCUCGAGCGCGCUGAGGAGAAGUCCGAGCUUUCUGAAAACAAAAUCGUCGAGCUGGAAGAGGAAUUACGUGUUGUUGGAAACAACUUGAAGUCCCUUGAGGUUUCUGAGGAGAAGGCUACACAGAGGGAGGAGACGUACGAGAGUCAGGUCAAGAUUCUCGAUAGUCAAUUAAAGGAGGCUGAGGCACGUGCUGAAUUCGCUGAAAGAUCCGUGCAGAAGCUCCAGAAGGAGGUCGACAGGCUCGAGGACGACAUGGUGGCCGAGAGAGAGAAAAACAAAUUGCUCCAGGAGGAGAUGGAAAACACCCUGCAUGACAUCCAGAACAUGUAGAGCGUGUUGCCCUGCUGAAAAGGCUGUUUGGCGCGCUUUUGUGGUGCAAAAAAAACAUAACAUAACGGACUAAAUGCAGUAUUUAGGCUAGCCUCCUAUCCUCUGACCACCCGUCCGACGUGCGUGUGAUGUGUAUGUCUUCUUGCGUGAUUGUGAAAUCGAGAGAGUGAUGAGAUCGAAAGAAAGAAAGAAAGAACAAAACUGCCCGGAAGUAGAGUGCUCGCGUUUGUUUUUUUUUCGACUACAUUCCGCUUCCGCGACCAUUCCAGCGGCUCAAUUCGGACGAGACGUGGCGCAAAAACUCCUUCCAGAAUUUCGUUAAUUGCGACACAUUAUUCAUUGUUAACGAUGAUGACAACUAGUAGACAGAAUCAAAAACAAUCCAGAGAAUAACGAUACGCACGAUAUUAUUGCACAAAACUCGGACUGAAUUGUACAAAAAGAAAGAAAGAAAGAAAGAAAGAAAAAAAAAGUUUCGCCUCAUGAAUUUUCUCGUCUUGCGACGAUUAUUAAUUUGAUUGUUCUUCUGCUUAGAUUGAUGAUCACUGUUGAGCUUUUUUCCCCUUAGUGUGUAAUAAGAAGUCGAAGAUUUUAUUUGUCUUGCGAUCGACGUCGGGAGUGUCUUGCAUUUGCGCGCGAAAAAUGCAUGCUAUUUCUGCAGACUGAACGUUCCUGCGUUGCCAUACUUUCGAUUUGGGAAAUCGAUUUCAGUUAUUGACACCCUCCGCUGGUGCUCCCCGUUUAUUCCACGAAAAAGGGAGUGAUGCAAUAAUAAUUGGCAGGGUGCGGUUUGUCUCAUUACUUAGAGCCUGGAAAUUCUCCCCUAAAAUCCUUCUCCAAUUAAAAGCAAAAUUUUGCGGAAAGAUUUCAAAUUUGAGCAGGUUACUUCCGGUUGAUAGAUUAGAUAGUAUAAAAGUCUUGAAAAAUACAUUUCUGAGAAAAUCGCACCCUCUACUCGCCGGUUCUCAUCACGGUUGAGCCAAAACUGAAGCCGAACGUGCCUGUAAAUAAUGACGAUAUGAAUAAUUAUCGUGGCUGAUUAUUAAAUCCAAGUCGAUUUCCGGGGAUUGGGUCGCGCGGACGCGCCGAUCGCAGAGAAACGAUGGAAACGAGAGAAAAAAAAACGUUUUUGCUAUGAAAUACUUAUCCGUCGAAUUAUACUGCCCGUUUUAAAUUAUUUUUCUCGAAACCGUAGCAGAUUUAAUGCGCGACAGUCCAGUAGCCAUUCGAAACGCAUGUGCGAAAUUUUUAUGACUGGCUGGGAUCGACGAAAUGCAAUUUGCGAUCGAGAGAGAGAAAGAGAGAUAAAAUUGGGUUUGAUGAGUUCUGUCCUUCAAGAGUGACUCGAAGAGAGCAGUAAAAUUUUUGGCCAAUAAACGUCCCUCUUGAUAAACAAAUAGAAAAAUUAAUUGUAAAAGUUUUUAGUUAAUUUUUUGUGGAACUUUAGUCGAAUUAGAAUUGCCAAUCCUGAAUAGAACUCUCGUCAAUCGUGGUCGGGAAAUAUAAUUCUGGUAAAAGGCUGAUUUAUUUUGGAAGAUGGUGUCCGAAUGAGUCUUGAGUCGAUGGGCAUUUUUGAAUGGCUGCUCGGAUCUUGUUGUUUAAUUUUGCAACAUCAUUAGACGGAGAAAAGCACUGUUACGGUCCUACAUCCUAUCAUUAUUCCUAUUGUUUAUUUGAAAGCGCUAAAAGAUUGAAUUAUUGUUUUGUCUAUUAAUUUACUUAAUAUUAAACGAAUGGAAUGAUAAUAACACUAAUAUCAUU
Molecule: messenger RNA, 3494 nt
Organism: Belonocnema kinseyi
Lineage: Eukaryota; Metazoa; Arthropoda; Insecta; Hymenoptera; Cynipidae
Gene: Tm1
Product: tropomyosin Per a 7.0102
Exons: 8
Coding region: 333-1733 (466 amino acids)
Biological process (GO): actin filament organization; muscle contraction
Cellular component (GO): actin filament
Molecular function (GO): actin filament binding
Source: RefSeq, a predicted model, not a curated record